CCAGCGUGCUCCGGGGCACAGCGCGGGGCGGACGCUGUUACACAAAGGGGCUGCGCGGAGGAAAUGGCGGCCGUGGGGACUGAGGGCAGCGGCAAAAUGGAGGAGGCGGCGGCGGCGGCGGCUAACGGGGCGGGCAGCGCCGGGGACGGGCCGCCUAAGAGUGAAGGUGAACGACCAAGCCAGAAUGAAAAAAGGAAAGAGAAAAGUGUCAAAAGAGGGGGAAAUCGUUUUGAGCCGUAUGCCAACCCUGCUAAAAGAUAUCGAGCUUUUAUCACAAAUAUUCCAUUUGAUGUGAAGUGGCAAUCUCUCAAAGACCUGGUCAAAGAGAAAGUUGGUGAGGUAACAUACGUGGAGCUCUUAAUGGACGCUGAAGGAAAGUCAAGGGGAUGCGCUGUUGUUGAAUUUAAGAUGGAAGAAAGCAUGAAGAAGGCUGCCGAGGUUCUGAACAAGCAUAGUCUCAGUGGAAGACCUCUGAAAGUGAAAGAAGAUCCUGAUGGCGAGCAUGCCAGAAGAGCAAUUCAGAAGGCCAUGGCAGCUGGUGGCAUGGGUAUUGGCCCAGGACCAGGAGGCCCUGGAAUGAUCAACAUACCACCCAGCAUCCUCAAUAAUCCCAACAUACCCAAUGAGAUUAUCCAUGCUUUACAGGCUGGGAGACUUGGAAGUACAGUAUUUGUUGCAAAUUUGGAUUACAAGGUUGGCUGGAAGAAACUGAAGGAAGUGUUCAGUAUGGCUGGCGUGGUUGUUCGAGCUGACAUACUAGAAGACAAAGAUGGCAAAAGUCGUGGGAUUGGCACUGUUACUUUUGAACAGUCUAUUGAAGCUGUUCAGGCUAUAUCAAUGUUCAACGGGCAACUGCUUUUUGACAGACCAAUGCAUGUAAAAAUGGAUGAGCGAGCCUUUCCAAAGGGAGACUUCUUCCCUCCAGAACGACCCCAGCAGCUUCCUCAUGGGCUUGGUGGCAUUGGCAUGGGAUUAGGACCAGGAGGUCAGCCUAUUGAUGCAAAUCAUUUAAACAAAGGCAUGGGAAUGCCCAACAUGGGACCUGGAGGAAUGGGAAUGGAAGGCAUGGGCUUUGGAAUAAAUAAAAUGGGAGGAAUGGAGGGUCCUUUUGGUGGCAUGGACAACCUGGGUCGCUUUCCAUCUGGAAUGAAUAUGGGCAGAAUGAGUGAGAUGGAUCGUGCGAUGGGUGGAGGAUUUGACAGAGACUUUGGAAGAAAUGAAAUGGGAAUGUCUCGUAGUUUUGGAGACACCCUGGACAGGGGAAUAGGUGGAAGUGCCAGCAUUCCUGGAAUUGAGAGGAUGGCACCCGGCAUUGAUCGUCUGGGUGCGGGAAUAGAAAGAAUACCUUCUGGGAUGGGACAUGGGAUGGAGAGAGUAGGGUCUGAAAUAGAUAGAAUGGGUCUUGUUUUGGAUCGCAUGGGUUCUAAUGUAGAUCGAAUGGCCCCAGGAAUUGAUCGAAUGGCCCCUCUGGGCAUAGACCACAUAGCUUCUAGCAUUGACAGAAUGGGCCCAACCAUUGAGCGAAUGGGUUCUGGAAUAGAAAGAAUGGGUUCUGGAAUAGGUUUUGGUAUUGAUAGAAUGGGUACUGCUAUUGAUCGUGUUGGUACAACUAUGGACAGAAUGGGCUCAGGAGUAGAUCGCAUGGGUUCUGGCAUGGAUAGGAUGGGUCUAAGUAUGGAUCGUAUGGUACCUGCUGGAAUGGGAACUGGAAUGGGUCAAGUUAUAGAUAGAAUGCCAACUGGACUAGAUCGCAUGGGGGCCACUAGUAUGGACAGAAUGGGAUUGGAUCGCAUGGGGGCCACUAGUAUGGACAGAAUGGGAUUGGAUCGCAUGGGGGCCACUAAUAUGGAGAGAAUGGGGCCUACCAUGGGGCAGGGAAUGGGGGCAGGUAUAGAUCGGAUGGGACUUGCAAUGGGAAGCAGUUUUGAAAGAACAAUGGACAUGGAUCGUGGAAACUUCGCAGGCAGUUUUGCAGGCACUCUUGGAGGAACCGGAGGACCUGCAGCUGGGGUGGCCAGAAAAGCCUGCCAGAUAUUUGUGAGAAAUCUUCCUUUUGAUUUCACAUGGAAAAUGCUGAAGGACAAAUUUAAUGAGUGUGGUCACGUGCUGUACGCAGACAUCAAGAUGGAGAAUGGGAAGUCCAAAGGUUGUGGUGUCGUUAGAUUUGAGUCCCCAGAAGUGGCUGAGAGAGCUUGCCGGAUGAUGAAUGGGAUACAGCUUCGUGGCAGGGAAAUUGAUGUGCGAAUUGAUAGAAAUGCUUAAAUUAGUUGCCUUUUUAAACACUGAUACCAGAUCUUUUGAAUUUGUAUUUUUCUUGUUAACCAUUUUAAUUUGACUGGAUGUGAAGACAUUACAAAAAUUCAGUUGCUUUCUGGAGUAAUUUUAAUUACUUUUUUUAACAAAUGGAUUUCCAUUUUACUGUUUUGCAUUGAAUCUGCAAAGUGCACAAUCUUUUUUGUAGUUGUGGCAUCUUGUUGACAUUACAGAUGUAUACGGUAUGACUUUGAUAAUAAAUGCCAGUUACUGAAAGCUUUCAAUCA
Molecule: messenger RNA, 2540 nt
Organism: Mauremys reevesii (Reeves's turtle)
Lineage: Eukaryota; Metazoa; Chordata; Testudines; Geoemydidae
Gene: HNRNPM
Product: heterogeneous nuclear ribonucleoprotein M
Exons: 16
Coding region: 64-2262 (732 amino acids)
Biological process (GO): alternative mRNA splicing, via spliceosome; regulation of mRNA stability involved in response to oxidative stress
Cellular component (GO): nucleus; cytoplasm; post-mRNA release spliceosomal complex
Molecular function (GO): mRNA binding
Source: RefSeq, a predicted model, not a curated record